UGAACGGAGUUGUCGCGACUCUCCCUUAAUCUAAAUUUGGUUUAUAGGCUGCUAUGAUUUGCUUGUAAAAUAUAAGCUCCUCAUAGCCUAAGUAGGCGACAGCAGAAAAAGAAAAUUCUUGCUAGCGUUCAACAACAUCCCUUCAGGUUAAUCAAAUUUAAUUUCUCUAUACAGAUAGAGGUAAAUUGCAGUGGACAGAGCAUUCUUUGCUAAUAUGUCUGACUGGGGAUAUUUAAUCCCAUUAGAAAUGAUUGAUUGCACAUGUUUGCGGAGGCUGAUGUGCUCAUAUGGGAACAUUUACUUAAUUCACAUCGAUUAAAGUCAUCGUUGAACAGCCAGAUAUUAUUUUUCUCCUGUUCACGGAGCCCGAGGCAGGAAUGUCCGAGGGUCCGUGAAGGCGGCAGCGCUCAAUCAAACCUGUAGUUAAUUAUCUGGUGAUUAGUAGGCAGGUCACGUGCAGCUCUGAAAGCCGAGGAGCAGCCUCAGUCUCUCGGCCCCUCAGUCCCCUCGGUCUCUCAGUCUCUCGGUCUCUCGGUCUCUCGGUCCCCUCGGUCUCUCAGUCCCUCGGUCCCUCUUCUCUCCUGGUGUCCAACAUGAAGCUGUCAGCGCCGCUGGCUUUGCUGUUUCUCCUCUGCGCUGACGGGAGCGGCUCUGCGGUGUCUCACCCCAAACCACCCUGUCGUUACCCUCCGUCCCAGUGGUGUCGAUCCCUGGAGAUCGCCAUAGAGUGUAAGGUUCAGAAGCAGUGUAUGGAGGUGAAUGCUACCAGACCAAACCAGGCUGUUCCUCCAGUCUCUGUCACUCUGUACUAUGAGAGUUUGUGUCCAGCCUGCAGAGUCUUCAUCACCCAACAGCUCUUCCCCACCUGGACGAUGCUGCAGGACAUCAUGGCCGUCACUUUGGUGCCCUACGGGAACGCUAAGGAGCUUCCGUCACCAAAUUCUCCCUUCACCUGUCAGCAUGGAGAGCCCGAAUGCAGAGGAAACCUAAUUGAGGCCUGUAUCAUCCAUUUAACGAGGCACUCGUCACUUCAAAUCAUCUACUGCAUGGAGUCGGCUGCAGAUGUUCUCAAUGCUGCAAAGCCUUGCCUCCAGCUCUACGCUCCCUCCGUCUCCUGGUCGAGCGUUGACUCCUGUGUGAAUAAAGGACUGGGAUACCGGCUGAUGCACGCCAACGCUGUCAUGACCAGGGCUCUGAACCCAGCUCACACACACGUCCCCUGGGUCACCUUUAACGGGGAAUAUUCAGAGGAGAAUGAGGACAAGGCCAUGUCGUCUCUUUUCAAUUUGGUUUGCCAACUUUACAAGGGCGUGAAGCCUCCAGCCUGCUCUGGAGUCCCGGUCAGACUGGACAGAAGCUUCUGCUGAUACAGCGAAAUCCAUUAUAAAAUGUCUGUGUGGUCUGCCAGCAGGAAAACUGCUCAUCACCUACAUAAUGUACCUAAUAACACUAUCAUAUUAAUUUUCAUACUCAUAAUAGCUUUAGUUGAUAACAAUCAAUGCAGGAUUUUUUAUGUUCCACUUGUACAUUGAUGGGAUGUUUAGGAUCAGAUCUGAAAGUGGCAUGAAUCAUACUUGUCUUACAAAUAGCGCUUCUCUAUCCAUUUGAAAAACUUUGUUCAUUGGGCUGACUGUACAGAACAAAGAAAUAAUAAAAGACUUCUUUGCUAUAAAUUUCCAUAUAAUUUAUUGGCAUUUUCCACUUAAAACACCCUGAACUCCCGAGACUCUUUUGGCUAAAAAUGAGAAACAAAAAUAUAUUCAUUUCCUUUGACAAAAAACAUUGGAGUGGCAGAUGUAUAGAUACUUGUAAAGUAUACUUGAUUUUUAGGCUCAAGAACAUAAAGUCAAACUUCUUAUGUUACAGUACUUUGUCUCGACAGAAACGUUUUGAAGAAUAAAUAUCUCUUACAGAAGUUUGCACGACACUGAGGCUGAGAAAAGCGAGACGACAUGAAAAUAAAUGGUGGCAGUAUCAGCGCAGCACAAUAAAGGAGCAGCAGCAGGGACUCUGCUGCUCAUCGACACAUUUAACACUGUAUGGCACUGAUGUCUUCCUGUGAAGAGCCACAGAGCUGAAUUUAACAUGCUGAUGAAAUGCCUCAGAUCACCGGGCUACACACUCCAGCUACACAAUUUUUUCAAGACGAUUAACAUCCUACAUGAUGGAAACAUUGUGCAGGGAGUGAGAUGUCUGUUCAUAUCAAAUAUAAGUUCUCCAAAAUUGAGGACUUUCAGAUUCGAGAGUACAAGUGAUUAAUUUUUAUGUUGCUUUUCUGGUUGCCACUGCUUGUGCAAAACUACCAAGUGCUUCAGUUUGUUCUAUAGUAAAAAGUAGUAAAAUCUCACCACUUGUGCUGCAGGAAAGUUAACAGAUCGUGUUUGCAACAGAUUAGAUGGACCAAACUAAUUUCAAGAAACAGAAUAAGUUUCAUAUUGUUGGAUGACUGCGCUAAUAUUUUAGACCAUGUCAUGCAUACGAUUAAAUACGCUUAAUGUCUAA
Messenger RNA from Scophthalmus maximus (turbot), 2502 nucleotides. RefSeq names its product gamma-interferon-inducible lysosomal thiol reductase. The coding region runs from base 594 to 1367 and encodes 257 amino acids. The transcript is spliced from 7 exons. The record is from RefSeq and is a predicted model, not a curated record. Gene Ontology annotation, cellular component: lysosome. Gene Ontology annotation, molecular function: oxidoreductase activity, acting on a sulfur group of donors, disulfide as acceptor. Lineage: Eukaryota; Metazoa; Chordata; Actinopteri; Pleuronectiformes; Scophthalmidae.